GGACAUGUUGUGUGUGUUAAGCUGUAGUAGCUAGUAAAUUGGCGCCAAUCGGCAUAAUUGUAUUUAAGUUGUUUGAGAUAACAUCAUAAUCGAGUUGUACAAGUAAAAUAAUGAUUGAGAACGACAUUUCAGCGUGGUCUCCUGACGAUACGCUAAGGAUAUUAAUAGCCUCCGAUAUUCAUCUUGGUUUCAUGGAAAAUGAUCCGGUACGCGGAGAAGAUAGCUUUAUAGCUUUUGAAGAAGUUUUGUCUCUUGCGGUACAAUGUGAUGUUGAUUUGAUACUUUUAGGAGGUGAUCUGUUUGAUCAAGCUAAACCUUCUGUCAAUUGUAUGUUUAAAUGUACAGAAAUAAUCCGCAAAUAUUGUCUUGGGGAUAAACCGGUUAGUAUAGAGUUGCUGUCUGACCAAAUAAAAAAUUUUUCAAGAACAGUUAACUAUGAGGACCCCAAUUUGAAUAUUUCUUACCCUAUUCUCUCAAUACACGGCAAUCAUGAUGAUCCCGUUGGCCAGGGCAGUGUGAGUUCUCUUGAUAUUCUCUCAAUCACUGGGUUAGUUAAUUAUUUUGGUAAAUGGACCGACUACACGCACGUAAGAAUAUCACCAGUACUUUUGCAAAAAGGUCUUACGAGGCUCGCCCUCUAUGGACUUAGCCAUUUAAAAGAUCAGAGACUUUCACGUCUUUUUGCUGAAAAAAAAGUGGAAAUGGAGAGACCCGAUGAAACAUUGGACUGGUUCAAUUUAUUUGUACUACAUCAAAAUCAUGCUGACAGAGGACACAGUAACUAUAUUCCAGAAGGAGUGCUACCAAUUUUUAGAUCUGUAGUGUGGGGCCAUGAGCAUGAUAGCCAUAUUUGUCCAAUGAAGGGAAAUAAAACAGAGAAAGACAGCUUUUUUGUUGUACAACCAGGUAGUACUGUGGCAACCUCUUUAGCUGCAGGAGAAGCACUUCCUAAGCAUUGUGGUUUAUUAGAAAUACAUAAAGGAAAUUUCAAGUUAACUCCUCUGCCACUGCAAACAGUAAGGCCUUUUAUAUUUAAAACCAUAGUGCUUUCAGAGGAAAAUAUAGGCAGUGAGGAUGUUAAUGAAAAUGAAAAGGUUCAAGAGUUUUUAAAAAACAGAGUUAAUGAAGCUAUUGAUGAGGCUUCAAAGCUGAAGACUGCUGAUCUGAGGCAGCCUUUACUACCACUCAUCAGGUUAAGUAUUUUUUAUGAGCGAGAAAGUCAGAACUUUAAUAGGAUACGUUUUGGACAGAAUUUUAAUGGUUUGGUUGCAAAUCCUAAUGAUCUAUUAAUAAUGAAGAAAGAAAAAAAGAUUAGAGAAAAAAGAGAACGUGAUCCAGAAGAGGAAGGAGACAUGACGGGUGUGGCUGCAGAAGCUGCUGAUGUGGAGUCACUUUUACGUGCAUAUUAUGAAGCUCAGCCGAAGGAUAAGAGACUUUCUGUACUAUCAGUCAGAGUCAUAACUGAUGCAGUUCGGGAUUUUACCCUUAAGCACAAUGAAGAUGUCUUGCGGCGGGCAUUUGAUGCUCAUAAACGUCGUUGCAUUGCUGCACUAUUGGAAUCUACUGCAGAGACCGAAAAAGAAAUUGCUGAACAACUAGAGGUUUGUAAGCGAGAGCUGGAUGAAGCUGAUGAUGAGAAACUCCACACCUUAGUCGAUGCAAGUGCAAGGCCAUCAGCACCUGCAGCACAGCUUAUAGUACCAGUUGUAAAGCUGCCCAAUACUGUUGGCAAGCGCACCAUUGUAGUAUUGUCUAGUGAUGAAGAAGAAUUGUCGACACGAUCUGGACGCGGCCGUACCACUCGUGCAUCGCGCGGAAAGUCUCCUCGAGGAAAGAGCACCCGAGCGACUAAGGCUUCGGCACCUGCCCCCUCGCCGCCGGAACGCAGAACUCCGAGGCGUUCGGCAGCUCAGAAAUCCACAUCGUGCUUCAGAAUAUCAUGAACUCCAGUCGUCGCCGCGGUUCUAACGAUAUCGAAAAUGACUCUGAUUGAUUAUACUCUAUAAUUGUUUUCAAGUAUCAUCAUUUCAGCACAUUAAUAAAAAAAUACUAUU
Bombyx mori (domestic silkworm) is the source of this 2054-nucleotide messenger RNA. RefSeq names its product meiotic recombination 11 (gene mre11). Lineage: Eukaryota; Metazoa; Arthropoda; Insecta; Lepidoptera; Bombycidae. Gene Ontology annotation, molecular function: 3'-5'-DNA exonuclease activity; manganese ion binding; single-stranded DNA endonuclease activity. Gene Ontology annotation, cellular component: nucleus; Mre11 complex; site of double-strand break. The record is from RefSeq and is marked validated. Gene Ontology annotation, biological process: telomere maintenance; mitotic intra-S DNA damage checkpoint signaling; double-strand break repair via homologous recombination.